AGAAAAGUCAUGUGAUAAAACAAAAUGGCGGUUAUUAAAACACCGUACAUACUAGCCUUAAUCGCUUUUGUUUUAUCAUUUCAUUUAGAUUUAGCUGCGUCAAGAAAUUUUAAAUAUGAACCAAAUUGGGACUCAUUAGAUUCUCGACCGCUGCCAGAUUGGUAUGAUCAAGGAAAAAUUGGAAUUUUUAUCCACUGGGGAGUAUUUUCAGUUCCAAGUUUUAGCAGUGAAUGGUUUUGGUAUCACUGGCAAGGUCCUCAGAAAUGGCCAGCUAUUCAAAAUUUUAUGGCCGCAAACUACCCGCCGGACUGGACUUAUGCUGAUUUUGCUGAACAAUUUGAUACUCCUGCAGGACUUUAUGACCCUGACCACUGGGCAGAUAUUUUUAAUGCUUCUGGGGCAAGGUAUGUUGUUCAAGUCACAAAACACCACGAAGGUUUCACCAGCUGGCCAUCUAAACAUUCUUUUAAUUGGAACUCAAUGGAUGUUGGACCUAAAAGGGAUCUUGUUGCUGACAUUUCCACUGCUGUCCGGAAGUACCCUAAUUUGAGGUAUGGUGUGUACCACUCAUUAUUUGAAUGGUUCAAUCCUCUCUACCUACAGGAUGCAGCUAAUGAGUACAAGACACAAGAGUUUCCAUUUACUAAAACUCUGCCUGAGCUUUAUGAGCUGGUCAAUACUUACAAACCUGAUAUUGUCUGGUCUGAUGGCUGUCCAAGUACUGAUGCCUACUGGAACAGUACAUACUUUCUUGCUUGGCUUUACAAUGAAAGCCCAGUCAAGGAUACUGUAGUGACCAAUGACAGGUGGGGUGGAAACUGCAUAUGUAAACAUGGAGGUUUCUUGACUUGCUCUGAUGGUUACAAUCCAGGAAAACUAAGCACUCGUAAAUUUGAAAAUGCGAUGAAACUAGACGCGUCAUCUUGGGGCUAUCGCAGAGACCUGAAUUUAAAGUUCACCAUAUCUAUAGAGAAAUUGCUUCAGACAGUUGUCAAAACUAUCAGCUGCAAUGGCAACAUUCUAAUUAAUGUGGGACCAACAAAAGAAGGAACUAUACCACCAAUUUUUGAGGAGAGGCUAAGACAGAUGGGCUCAUGGCUUCAGGUCAAUGGAGAGGCGGUCUAUUACUCAAGACCUUGGGUGCAUCAAAAUGACACUCUAACACCUGGAGUGUGGUACACACAAAGAAAAGAAUUCAAUGCAGUUUAUGCUUUUGUUUAUGACUGGCCUGAAGGAGUACUUAAACUUGGAGCUCCUGUCCCCACCUCGCAAACACAAGUAACACUUCUGGGGUCAUACAACCAGGCUUUCACAUAUACUUAUGAGCCAGGACAAAGCUUUAACAUUAACAUUCCCACUAUUCCCUUUAACCAGAUGCCGUGCGAGUGGUUAUGGGUGUUUAAACUUACAAACUUGGAGUAAUGAAAUUCAAAGUUGUUUUUUUUUUUAACUUUAGAAUUUGUUGUUACAAAGUCUUUCUAAGGAGAAACAUUUCAUUGAGUCUUUUUUUUACAGAAUGUUUCUUUAUAAUAUAAUUGCACAUAGUGUAUAGCUUAUGUUUUUUAUCAUGACUGACAAUCUAGUGCAUUUAGCGAGUUGCAAUCUUUCGAUUUGAUGUUUGUUUAUGUUUGAAAUAUACGUAAGCAAAAUCAUUUUCGGCUUUCAUUUUGUUAUAUUCUUUACUUUUUUUUUUGUCAAUAUAUUUAGAUGUUCAUUAAUCAAGGCUUUGACAUUUUUAAAAAUUAUGAAGAGCCAACUUGGCACAAAACUUCAAUAACCUAAAUUGCCAUGAAUAUCUUUUGGUCUGAUUUUCAACAGAUUUAUGGUUGUCCACUAGUCUCUUUUUUUUUU
Biomphalaria glabrata is the source of this 1851-nucleotide messenger RNA. Its product is annotated as alpha-L-fucosidase-like. Gene Ontology annotation, biological process: glycoside catabolic process; fucose metabolic process. Gene Ontology annotation, molecular function: alpha-L-fucosidase activity. The coding region runs from base 25 to 1422 and encodes 465 amino acids. The transcript is spliced from 9 exons. Lineage: Eukaryota; Metazoa; Mollusca; Gastropoda; Planorbidae. The record is from RefSeq and is a predicted model, not a curated record. Gene Ontology annotation, cellular component: lysosome.